Molecule: messenger RNA, 960 nt
Organism: Hansenula anomala
Lineage: Eukaryota; Fungi; Ascomycota; Saccharomycetes; Phaffomycetales; Wickerhamomycetaceae
Product: putative endodeoxyribonuclease
Exons: 1
Coding region: 1-960 (319 amino acids)
Molecular function (GO): hydrolase activity, acting on ester bonds
Source: RefSeq, a predicted model, not a curated record
AUGCUGAUAGAUGCUCAUUGUCAUGUUUCUACCGAGUGUGAUCCUCUAAGAAUUGAUGAGUUGGUGAAGGAAUAUGCUCAGUUUGAAGAUUGUUUGAAGUUGAUUUUGAUGUCAACUAAUCAUAUCGAUUACCAAUAUGUUGACAAAUUGGCUCAAGGUUUAAGUGUUAUGGUUACACCAUGUUUUGGAGUCCAUCCAUGGUAUUCACAUUUGUUCUCACUUGAUGGGAUCAUUGGUAAAGAAGAGCAUUAUAGACAAGUGUUUGGGAUCAAAGAAGAAUCUAAUCUUGAUGAUGAGAUCUUGGAUAUCUUGCCAGAUCCGAUUGAUUUUAACCAACAUUUACAAAUAUUGAGGAAUUUGAUAAACAAGUAUGAUAUAGUUGUUCUUGGAGAGAUUGGAUUGGAUAAGUUGUUUAGAAUUCCAACUUCUGGGUUCUAUGGUAAUCCAAAGUUUAAAGAAUCCAAGGAUGUUGUUGGAUUAACUAAUUAUAAAACUACUAUGGAGCAUCAAAAAAGAAUAUUUAUCGAACAAUUGAAGAUUGCUGUUGAAUUGAAUUUACCCAUUUCUGUUCAUAAUGUAAAGACUAGUGGAGUUAUACAUGAUAUUAUAUCUAAGGAGUUGUUGAAAAGUGAUUAUAGUUCCAGUGUGUGUUUACAUUCAUAUACAGGUUCAAUAGAGACUUUGGAGUUGUUUUUGAAAAGUUUCAAGAAAUCAAAAGCAUCUUUUUACGUUUCAUUAUCAAAUUUCAUCAAUAAUAGUGAAGCUAAGAAACAAGAAUUGGAAGGGAUCUUGAGAGUGAUGCCUAGGGGCAAUGUAUUGACAGAGACAGAUAUGACUAUAGAUAAUAUGAAUCCAAUUGAACAAUUAAAGAGUAUUAGGGGAAGUGUAUUGAGAAGGGAUGAUGAAGAUGAUGAUUCCUUGAUUGAAGGUAAUUACCAUCGGUAUUUAGACAAUAGAUGA